Messenger RNA from Bipolaris victoriae FI3, 252 nucleotides. RefSeq lists its product as hypothetical. Lineage: Eukaryota; Fungi; Ascomycota; Dothideomycetes; Pleosporales; Pleosporaceae. The record is from RefSeq and is a predicted model, not a curated record. The transcript has a single exon. The annotation marks the transcript as partial.
AUUGCUUCCUUCAAUCGUCCGCUAAAGAAGAUCCACGACGAUAUACAGAGGUGGAUAGCAGAUAGGUUCGAUAGGUUAGAAGCUGGCUCAGACGGUACGGGCCUGAUCGAUCUAAGUGCGAUCCUCCGGAUGGGCGAGUACGCCCUCGUGAGCAACGCAGACGCGCUCAACAUAUACCUGGCGGGCAUAGAUAUCAUAACAGUCGACGUGUCCGAAUCGAGACUUAAUUCGGACACCAUUCUAUGGCUCUAA